AUGUCGUUCGGUGUUGAUCAAGCAAUCACCGCACUAGGCAUUGCCUUCGAUAUCUGCAUGAAAGUCAAAAACGCACCAGAAGAAAUCGAAGAAGUUAAAAAAGCAACCACUCGAACAAAGCAUAGCCUACACAUCUUAAAAACGCGCAUGGUAGACCCAAGUUCCCCAUUUAACAAUGCCGACGCGAGAAUAAAGUUGCUCCUAUCUGGGGCCAUCAAAGACAUUGAGGGAGGAGUUGAGAAUGUAGAAGCCAUAAUAAAAGAGCGCCUCGCGAUUCCAUGGUGGGAAAUUGGGAGUUACACCUCAUGGCUGUUGAUUCGCGUUCCAAAGCUGAAACUCAUUGCCCAGAGCUUCGAUGUCUCAGGGCAACAUAUCCAGGAGGUGGUGCAAUAUAUCCAGACUGAUGCAAUCCAGAAGAUCGAAAAUGAUAUUGGGGAGGAGGGAAAGAAGGCCGCAAAACGAGCGAAGCAGCAGGAAGAAAAGCUACGUAAGAUUGAAAAGAAAGCCGAGGCGGCAGAAGCAGCUCUUCGAAAGUCACAAGCCGAUGUCUCGAAGCUGCUUGCUUUGGUCGAGAAGAAUCCUAACCUGGUUGCUAAUGCAGCUGUUCAUGGUGGUGAAUCUAGCGACAAGAGCAAAGAGGCUUGGAUCGAGGAGUUGGUGAACGGAGGGAUGCCCCGGCAUGAGGCAAAAUCUAGGCUGGAAGAUAUGAUGAAAACCGUGAGAUCUGAGCAUGAUAAGAUGGCAGCCCAACCUCCGAAAAAUUUAACGCACAAAAGUCAUGAGUCAAAACCAGUGCCAGUCAAGGAGACAAAACCAGCGACAGUCAAGGAGACAAAACCAGCGACAGUCAAGAAGACAAAACCAGCGACAGUCAAGGAGGCAAAACCAGCGACAAUCAAGGAGGCAAAACCAGUGGCAGUCAAGGAGACAAAAGUUACAAAACAUCAUGUCUCAAUUUUGGUAGUUGAUGCAGAUAAUGGAGAACGCUCCAUCAUUACACAAACGUAUCUGGAGCUCGUUCGUUCGUGGACAAUGAACACACAAAAGACAUGGCUUUUCAAUCGGGUUCAUUCUGCAGGCACAUAUAUUCCGACCAAAUUUACCAAAGAGCAUAUAGGUGUUAAAGAUCCAUCGACCCUUCCGGUUGCUGGAAUACCAGCCAGUAAAGCUGCUAUUUCUGAAGUCGCUGGGCCUGAAUAUUACUUUUGGUCGAAGAAUCCAGAUGAGAAAGAUACGAUAUUGGAAAGAAUGCGGCAUCACAAGUCAUGUGGCCUCGAGCAGCGGCAUUUCCAGCAGUUUGACUACAUCCUAUGCUUUGAUGAGGGCAGCCAGAAGUGGCUGGAGAAAAUGAAAGCAAUUGCAGUAAAAAACACCAAAACCGCCAAGGGGAAGCCCCCACCAAAAGUAAUCUCUAACAUUCAUUACUUGAAAGGCUCCGAGGAGUUUGGUGCCGCGUCAAAGAAAACCUUGCAUGAGGUAUCUGAGAAAAUCAAGGUCGCGACGAAAGCCUUCUUAACGAGCGAAUUCGGCUGGGAGAGGUCUCACCUGGGUAUUGCUCAAGGACAAUGGAGGACGUUGCAGUUUAUAGUUUCGAAGGAGGUUUCCGAGAAAAUUGUUAAAAUUGACAAGGAGCUAAAAUCGGAAAUUGAGGCCAUGAACUGGAGAGUCCAUACUUGCACUGAGUAUUUGGAUAAGACUGUAUUGGUAUCAGUUUCGGGACCUAGAGAAAUGUUGGAGAUGGCGUCAAAGAUGAUCAUAGAUCCCUAA
This is a messenger RNA of Venustampulla echinocandica, 1767 nucleotides long. RefSeq lists its product as uncharacterized. The transcript is spliced from 3 exons. NCBI's taxonomy places the organism in Eukaryota, Fungi, Ascomycota, Leotiomycetes, Helotiales, Pleuroascaceae. The record is from RefSeq and is a predicted model, not a curated record. The coding region runs from base 1 to 1767 and encodes 588 amino acids.